Molecule: messenger RNA, 2686 nt
Organism: Solanum dulcamara
Lineage: Eukaryota; Viridiplantae; Streptophyta; Magnoliopsida; Solanales; Solanaceae
Product: probable inactive leucine-rich repeat receptor-like protein kinase At3g03770
Exons: 7
Coding region: 174-2510 (778 amino acids)
Biological process (GO): protein phosphorylation
Molecular function (GO): protein kinase activity; ATP binding; protein binding
Source: RefSeq, a predicted model, not a curated record
ACAGAGCAGUUUUUUUCAUAAAUAUCCUAAAUUAACUAUCAAGAAAUAUACUUCUCUACUUUGUAGUGACUGUAAUCUUUAAAAAUGCAUGCAGCUUCUUCAACCUCAUCAUUUUCUUGAAGUUUACAACUUUAAUUCCUGAAAACAAAAUCAGCAAAAAAUUUGCAUAUGCCAUGGGAAUUGCAAAUUCAGUGCAGUGUUCAUGGUGGCUUCUUGUAUUCAUGGUGUUUCUUCUGUGUAAUUUAUCACAUGAGUUAUUAGAAUCUUCACAAUAUGAAGCUAUAGUAAAAAUCAAGCAGCUUUUGAACUUCCCUCAAGAUUUGAGUAGUUGGAGUGACAACACAGAUUUUUGUAACAGUGAACCAAACACUGCCUUAACACUUAUGUGUUAUGAAGAUGACAUAACACAGCUUCAUAUUUCUGGCUAUAACUGGUUUCCUAAUUUGCCUCAGGGGUUUUCUACAGACACCCUUUUCUCUAAUCUUGCUCUUUUGCCUAAUUUAAAGGUACUUUCUUUGGUUUCUUUAGGUUUGAGAGGAACUUUACCUAAAAAGAUUGGAUUUUUAUCUUCUUUGGAGAUUGUCAAUAUCAGUUCAAACUUCUUUUAUGGUGAGAUUCCAGGAGAGAUUUCAUAUUUGAAGAGUCUUCAGACACUUAUAUUGGAUGAUAAUAAGUUCACAGGUCAAGUUCCUGAAGGGGUAGGUUUCCUUCAUUCUUUGUCUGUUUUGAGUUUCAAAAACAAUUCAUUUUCUGGUUCAUUGCCUAAUUCUUUGUCAAAUUUACAAACCCUAAGAAUCCUAUCUCUUUCUGGUAAUAAUUUUUCCGGGGAAGUUCCAAACCUUCAUCAUCUGUCAAAUCUACAAGUUCUUGAUUUGGAAAGUAACAAUCUUGGACCUAAUUUCCCAAAUAUUUCAACCAAGUUGGUUUCUUUGGUACUUAGGAAGAACAAGUUCAGUUUAGGGGUACCAAAAGAACUGAGUUCCUGUUAUCAGUUGAAGAAACUAGACAUUUCUUCCAAUGAGCUUGUUGGACCCUUUUCACCAACAAUUUUAUCAUUGCCAUCACUCAGCUAUUUGGAUAUUUCUGGAAACAAACUAACUGGGAAGCUUCUAAAGAAUGUGACAUGUAGUCAAGACCUUUCUUUUGUGAAUUUAUCAUCAAAUUACUUGGCAGGGGAGUUGCCUGCUUGCUUGCAUCCUAGUUCUGGUUCCAAGAGUGUAUUGUUUUCUGGGAAUUGUCUGUCGAAUAGAGAGCAAUGGCAGCAUCCUUACUCUUUUUGCCAUAAUGAAGCUUUGGCUGUUAGUAUUGAGCCUCAUAAGGGAAAGGUUAAAGGGGGAAAUGGUAAAGCUGUUCUUGCAUCAAGUAUGGUAGGAGGUUUUGUUGGAGUAGUUGCGAUUAUCGGUUUGGCUUUCGUGGUUGUUAGAAGAGAGUAUGCCAAGCAGAAAGCUAGCAAAGCCCCUCAAACAAGAUUGAUACUUGGAAAAAUCUCUCCUGCUCACACUCUUAAGCUGCUUAGUGAUGCAAGGUAUAUUUCCGAAAAGAGGAAGUUGGGACUGCUUGGGGUCCCUCCUUAUCGAACGUUCGUCUUGGAUGAGCUUCGAGAGGCCACUAAUAACUUUGAUAUAUCAAAUCUAAUCGGUGCAAGCUCCAGUGGGCAGAUUUACAAAGGGCAGCUCACGGAUGGCACUGCGGUUGCUAUAAGAAGCAUGAAAAUGAGGAAGAGGCUUAGUGUCCAGUCAUACACUCACCAACUAGGGCGUAUUUCAAAGAUCAGAUGCUGCCAUUUAGUUAGUACUAUUGGACAUUGCUUUGAAUGCUACCAAGAUGACUCAAGUGUUAGCCGAAUAUGUUUAGUCUUUGAAUUCGUGCCAAAUGUGACACUGCGACGGGUCAUAUCAGAAGCUAAUUCAGCUCAAAAGUUUACAUGGACACAACGGAUGUCAGCUGCAAUAGGGAUAGCAAAGGGAAUUCAGUUCCUUCAUACUGGAAUAGUACCAGGAGUAUUCUCCAAUCAAUUGAAGAUUACAGAUGUAUUGCUGGAUCAGAAUUUCCACGUAAAGAUUAGCAAAUACAAUCUGCCUUUGUUAAUUGAAAAUAAGAAAAUGGAUACUGGACCGUCUUCUAGUGGAUCAAAGGGAAAUGAUGGGCAAAGGUUAAAAUACGAGGAGAAAGAUGAUGUGUAUGACUUCGGAGUAAUCUUACUUGAAAUCAUAUUGGGAAGGACAAUCGAUACGAAAAAUGAUAUAGAUGUUUCAAAAGACAUUCUUAUACUUAGCUUAACAGCUGACGAAAUAGCUCGGAGGGACAUCAUUGAUCCAGCUGUUCAGAAAGAAUGUUCAGACGGUUCUCUUAGGACAUUAAUGGAACUAUGCAUAAGAUGUCUUUCAGAUGAACCAUCGCAAUGUCCUUCUGUAGAAGACUUGAUAUGGAACUUACAAUUUGCAGCUCAGGUCCAAGACCCUUGGAAUAGAGACACUUAUGGCAACCAAGAGUCCCCUGGUCAAGUGUAAGAACUUAUGCAAAUAUCCAAUGAUCCAUGAACCUUUUCUUGUACAAAAUGUAACAUUAUACCACUAGGAUAAUGAUCUGUUUCAAUUGUUUACUAUUCUCUGUUACUACUGGCUAUAAGGUUUCAGUACUCUUUUGAGGAUAACUCUACAUUUGAGGCAAAAUUUGUAAACAAAUG